CCCUGCAGGACACUGGGGCUGGAACAAAGAUGCCUCCCAGCAGCUGGGCAAGGCUGGCUCCCACACAAGAAAAGCAGGGCUGAUGUGAGCGUCCCGCACGAUCCCCACCUGCUGAGACCUAAUCCUGGGUUAUCUCUCCGCUGGCCCAGAGAAACCUGAAACCCCCCAGGCUUUUGAAGGGCUUUAUCUCCUCUUUCCAGGAACUGGGCUCAGUCCCUGUACUCGCUCCGAGGUGCCACUGAGCAGCUGCUGCCCAGAGCCCAGGCAAGCCCUGGUCCCAUUUCCAGCUUGACCAAGUACAAGAGGGGAGCCAGGGCUGCGGAUCCUACUCCCUCUUGCUCCCCGGGCAUCCGUCUCACAAUUAGAAAACCCGUGUGGGGAGCAAAGCAAAAAUCACAUUUCACUAACAGCUACUCGGGGUCGGGGGCGGGGAGGCGGGAGGGGAAGCGGGAAUUCCUACUUUCGCCAUAAAUUGUAUGCAAAUGGGUUCCUUCCCUGGCCGAGAGCCAGGAGUGAGUGCGUCUUUCAUGAGCUAACCCUGUUCCGCUGGGAGGGCUGUUCCUUUAAUUCGCCAACUGAAAAAGUGGGAAAGGAUGUCUGGAGGCGAGGCGUCCCAUUACAGAGGAAGGAGCUCGCUAUAUAAGCCAGCCAAAGUUGGCUGCACCGGCCACAGCCUGCCUACUGUCACCCGCCUCUCCCGCGCGCAGAUACACGCCCCCGCCUCCGUGGGCACAAAGGCAGCGCGGCUGGGGUACUCGGGGGACCGCGCACGUGGGAACCGCCGCAGCUCCCCACUCCAGGUACUUCUUCCAAGGAUCUAGGUCUCUCCCCCAUCGGAAAGAAAAUAAUUCUUUCAAGAAGAUCAGGGACAACUGAUUUGAAGUCUACUCUGUGAUUCUAAAUCCCCAAUUCUGCUGAAAGUGAGAUACCCUAGAGCCCUAGAGCCCCAGCAGCACCCAGCCAAACCCACCUCCACCAUGGGGGCCAUGACUCAGCUGUUGGCAGGUGUCUUUCUUGCUUUCCUUGCCCUCGCUACCGAAGGUGGGGUCCUCAAGAAAGUCAUCCGGCACAAGCGACAGAGUGGAGUGAACGCCACCCUGCCAGAGGAGAACCAGCCAGUGGUGUUUAACCACGUUUACAACAUCAAGCUGCCAGUGGGAUCCCAGUGUUCGGUGGAUCUGGAGUCAGCCAGUGGGGAGAAAGACCUGGCACCGCCUUCAGAGCCCAGCGAAAGCUUCCAGGAGCACACAGUGGAUGGGGAAAACCAGAUUGUCUUCACACAUCGCAUCAACAUCCCCCGCCGGGCCUGUGGCUGUGCCGCAGCCCCUGAUGUUAAGGAGCUGCUGAGCAGACUGGAGGAGCUGGAGAACCUGGUGUCUUCCCUGAGGGAGCAAUGUACUGCAGGAGCAGGCUGCUGUCUCCAGCCUGCCACAGGCCGCUUGGACACCAGGCCCUUCUGUAGCGGUCGGGGCAACUUCAGCACUGAAGGAUGUGGCUGUGUCUGCGAACCUGGCUGGAAAGGCCCCAACUGCUCUGAGCCCGAAUGUCCAGGCAACUGUCACCUUAGAGGCCAGUGCAUUGAUGGGCAGUGCAUCUGUGACGAGGGCUUCACGGGCGAGGACUGCAGCCAGCUGGCUUGCCCCAGCGACUGCAAUGACCAGGGCAAGUGCGUGAAUGGAGUCUGCAUCUGUUUCGAAGGCUACGCCGGGGCUGACUGCAGCCGUGAAAUCUGCCCGGUGCCCUGCAGUGAGGAGCACGGCACGUGUGUAGAUGGCUUGUGUGUGUGCCAUGAUGGCUUUGCAGGCGAUGACUGCAACAAGCCUCUGUGUCUCAACAAUUGCUACAACCGUGGACGAUGCGUGGAGAAUGAGUGCGUGUGUGAUGAGGGUUUCACGGGCGAAGACUGCAGUGAGCUCAUCUGCCCCAAUGACUGCUUCGACCGGGGCCGCUGCAUCAAUGGCACCUGCUACUGCGAAGAAGGCUUCACAGGUGAAGACUGCGGGAAACUCACCUGCCCACAUGCCUGCCACGGCCAGGGCCGGUGUGAGGAGGGGCAGUGUGUAUGUGAUGAGGGCUUUGCCGGUGUGGACUGCAGCGAGAAGAGGUGUCCUGCUGACUGUCACAAUCGUGGCCGCUGUGUAGACGGGCGGUGUGAGUGUGAUGAUGGUUUCACUGGAGCUGACUGUGGGGAGCUCAAGUGUCCCAAUGGCUGCAGUGGCCAUGGCCGCUGUGUCAAUGGGCAGUGUGUGUGUGAUGAGGGCUAUACUGGGGAGGACUGCAGCCAGCUACGGUGCCCCAAUGACUGUCACAGUCGGGGCAGCUGUGUCGAGGGCAAAUGUGUAUGUGAGCAGGGCUUCAAGGGCUAUGACUGCAGUGACAUGAGCUGCCCUAAUGACUGUCACCAGCAUGGCCGCUGUGUGAAUGGCAUGUGUGUUUGUGAUGACGGCUACACAGGGGAAGACUGCCGGGAUCGCCAGUGCCCCAGAGACUGCAGCAACAGGGGCCUCUGUGUGGACGGACAGUGCGUCUGUGAGGACGGCUUCGCCGGCCCUGACUGUGCAGAACUCUCCUGUCCAAAUGACUGCCAUGGCCGGGGUCGCUGUGUGAAUGGGCAGUGCGUGUGCCAUGAAGGAUUUAUGGGCAAAGACUGCAAGGAGCAAAGAUGUCCCAGUGACUGUCAUGGCCAGGGCCGCUGCGUGGACGGCCAGUGCAUCUGCCACGAGGGCUUCACAGGCCUGGACUGUGGCCAGCGCUCCUGCCCCAGUGACUGCAACAACUUAGGACAAUGCGUCUCGGGCCGCUGCAUCUGCAACGAGGGCUACAGUGGAGAAGACUGCUCAGAGGUGUCUCCUCCCAAAGACCUCGUUGUGACAGAAGUGACGGAAGAGACGGUCAACCUGGCCUGGGACAAUGAGAUGCGGGUCACAGAGUACCUUGUCGUGUACACGCCCACCCACGAGGGCGGUCUGGAAAUGCAGUUCCGUGUGCCUGGGGACCAGACGUCCACCAUCAUCCGGGAGCUGGAGCCUGGUGUGGAGUACUUUAUCCGUGUAUUUGCCAUCCUGGAGAACAAGAAGAGCAUUCCUGUCAGCGCCAGGGUGGCCACGUACUUACCUGCACCUGAAGGCCUGAAAUUCAAGUCCAUCAAGGAGACAUCUGUGGAAGUGGAGUGGGAUCCUCUAGACAUUGCUUUUGAAACCUGGGAGAUCAUCUUCCGGAAUAUGAAUAAAGAAGAUGAGGGAGAGAUCACCAAAAGCCUGAGGAGGCCAGAGACCUCUUACCGGCAAACUGGUCUAGCUCCUGGGCAAGAGUAUGAGAUAUCUCUGCACAUAGUGAAAAACAAUACCCGGGGCCCUGGCCUGAAGAGGGUGACCACCACACGCUUGGAUGCCCCCAGCCAGAUCGAGGUGAAAGAUGUCACAGACACCACUGCCUUGAUCACCUGGUUCAAGCCCCUGGCUGAGAUCGAUGGCAUUGAGCUGACCUACGGCAUCAAAGACGUGCCAGGAGACCGUACCACCAUCGAUCUCACAGAGGACGAGAACCAGUACUCCAUCGGGAACCUGAAGCCUGACACUGAGUACGAGGUGUCCCUCAUCUCCCGCAGAGGUGACAUGUCAAGCAAUCCAGCCAAAGAGACCUUCACAACAGGCCUCGAUGCUCCCAGGAAUCUUCGACGUGUUUCCCAGACAGAUAACAGCAUCACCCUGGAAUGGAGGAAUGGCAAGGCAGCUAUUGACAGUUACAGAAUUAAGUAUGCACCCAUCUCUGGAGGGGACCACGCUGAGGUUGAUGUUCCAAAGAGCCAACAAGCCACAACCAAAACCACACUCACAGGUCUGAGGCCGGGAACUGAAUAUGGGAUUGGAGUUUCUGCUGUGAAGGAAGACAAGGAGAGCAAUCCAGCGACCAUCAACGCAGCCACAGAGUUGGACACGCCCAAAGACCUUCAGGUUUCUGAAACUGCAGAGACCAGCCUGACCCUGCUCUGGAAGACACCGUUGGCCAAAUUUGACCGCUACCGCCUCAAUUACAGUCUCCCCACAGGCCAGUGGGUGGGAGUGCAGCUUCCAAGAAACACCACUUCCUAUGUCCUGAGAGGCCUGGAACCAGGACAGGAGUACAAUGUCCUCCUGACAGCCGAGAAAGGCAGACACAAGAGCAAGCCCGCACGUGUGAAGGCAUCCACUGAACAAGCCCCUGAGCUGGAAAACCUCACCGUGACUGAGGUUGGCUGGGAUGGCCUCAGACUCAACUGGACCGCAGCUGACCAGGCCUAUGAGCACUUUAUCAUUCAGGUGCAGGAGGCCAACAAGGUGGAGGCAGCUCAGAACCUCACCGUGCCUGGCAGCCUUCGGGCUGUGGACAUACCGGGCCUCAAGGCCGCUACACCUUAUACAGUCUCCAUCUAUGGGGUGAUCCAGGGCUAUAGAACACCAGUGCUCUCUGCUGAGGCCUCCACAGGGAAAACUCCCAAUUUGGGAGAGUUCGUGGUGGCCAAGGUGGGCUGGGAUGCCCUCAAACUCAACUGGACAGCUCCGGAAGGGGCCUAUGAGUACUUUUUCAUUCAGGUGCAGGAGGCUGACACAGUAGAGGCAGCCCAGAACCUCACGGUCCCAGGAGGACUGAGGUCCACGGACCUGCCUGGGCUCAAAGCAGCCACUCAUUAUACCAUCACCAUCCGCGGGGUCACUCAGGACUUCAGCACAACCCCUCUCUCUGUUGAAGUCUUGACAGAGGAGGUUCCAGAUAUGGGAAACCUCACAGUGACCGAGGUUAGCUGGGAUGCUGUCAGACUGAACUGGACCACGCCAGAUGGAACCUAUGACCAGUUUACCAUUCAGGUCCAGGAGGCUGACCAGGUGGAAGAGGCUCACAAUCUCACGGUUCCUGGCAGCCUGCGUUCCGUGGAAAUCCCAGGCCUCAGGGCUGGCACUCCUUACACAAUCACCCUGCACGGCGAGGUCAGGGGCCACAGCACUCGACCCCUUGCUGUAGAGGUCAUCACAGAGGAGCUCCCACAGCUGGGAGAUUUAGCCGUGUCUGAGGUUGGCUGGGAUGGCCUCAGACUCAACUGGACCGCAGCUGACAAUGCCUAUGAGCACUUUGUCAUUCAGGUGCAGGAGGUCAACAAAGUGGAGGCAGCCCAGAACCUCACGUUGCCUGGCAGCCUCAGGGCUGUGGACAUCCCGGGCCUCGAGGCUGCCACGCCUUAUAGAGUCUCCAUCUAUGGGGUGAUCCGGGGCUAUAGAACACCAGUACUCUCUGCUGAGGCCUCCACAGCCAAAGAACCUGAAAUUGGAAACUUAAAUGUUUCUGACAUAACUCCCGAGAGCUUCAAUCUCUCCUGGACGGCUACCGAUGGGAUCUUCGAGACCUUUACCAUUGAAAUUAUUGAUUCCAAUAGGUUGCUGGAGACUGUGGAAUAUAAUAUCUCUGGUGCUGAACGAACUGCCCAUAUCUCAGGGCUACCCCCUAGUACUGAUUUUAUUGUCUACCUCUCUGGACUUGCUCCCAGCAUCCGGACCAAAACCAUCAGUGCCACAGCCACGACAGCAGCCAAACCUCUUCUUAGCCACCUCACUGUCUCAAACAUGACCUGGGGCAGUGUGUCCAUCUCGUGGGAAGCUCAGGAGUCUGCCUUUGAUAGCUUUCUUAUAGAAGUUAGUAAUUCCGAUCACCCCCAUGAGACCAUGGUGCUGUCUGUGCCUGGGGUGUCUCGCAGCUCUGUCAUCACCAACCUCAAAGCUUCUUCUAAAUACACUGCCCACCUUCAUGGGCUGAUUGGCGGGCAGCGUGCUCAGACCCUGAUGGUCCAAGCAACCACAGAGGCCCUGCCCCUUCUGGAAAACCUAACCAUUUCCGACAUUAAUCCCUACGGGUUCACAGUUUCCUGGAUGGCAUCGGAGGAUGCCUUUGACAGCUUUCUAGUAACGGUGGUGGAUUCUGGGAAGCUGCUGGACCCCCAGGAAUUCACACUUUCAGGAACCCAGAGGAAGCUGGAGCUUAGAGGCCUCAUAACUGGCAUUGGCUAUGAGGUUAUGGUCUCUGGCUUCACCCAAGGGCAUCAAACCAAGCCCUUGAGGGCUGAGAUUGUUACAGAAGCCGAACCGGAAGUUGACAACCUUCUGGUUUCAGAUGCCACCCCAGACGGUUUCCGUCUGUCCUGGACAGCUGAUGAAGGGGUCUUCGACAAUUUUGUUCUCAAAAUCAGAGAUACCAAAAAGCAGUCUGAGCCACUGGAAAUAACCCUACUUGCCCCCGAACGUACCAGGGACAUAACAGGUCUCAGAGAGGCUACUGAAUACGAAAUUGAACUCUAUGGAAUAAGCAAAGGAAGGCGAUCCCAGCCAGUCAGUGCUAUAGCAACAACAGCCAUGGGCUCCCCAAAGGAAGUCAUUUUCUCAGACAUCACUGAAAACUCGGCUACUGUCAGCUGGAGGGCACCCACUGCCCAAGUGGAGAGCUUCCGGAUUACCUAUGUGCCCAUUACAGGAGGUACACCCUCCAUGGUAACUGUGGACGGAACCAAGACUCAGACCAGGCUGGUGAAACUCAUACCUGGCGUGGAGUACCUUGUCAGCAUCAUCGCCAUGAAGGGCUUUGAGGAAAGUGAACCUGUCUCAGGGUCAUUCACCACAGCUCUGGAUGGCCCAUCUGGCCUGGUGACAGCCAACAUCACUGACUCAGAAGCCUUGGCCAGGUGGCAGCCAGCCAUUGCCACUGUGGACAGUUAUGUCAUCUCCUACACAGGGGAGAAAGUGCCAGAAAUUACACGCACGGUGUCCGGGAACACAGUGGAGUAUGCUCUGACCAACCUCGAGCCUGCCACGGAAUACACACUGAGAAUCUUUGCAGAGAAAGGGCCCCAGAAGAGCUCAACCAUCACUGCCAAGUUCACAACAGACCUCGAUUCUCCAAGAGACUUGACUGCUACUGAGGUUCAGUCGGAAACUGCCCUCCUUACCUGGCGACCCCCCCGGGCAUCAGUCACCGGUUACCUGCUGGUCUAUGAAUCAGUGGAUGGCACAGUCAAGGAAGUCAUUGUGGGUCCAGAUACCACCUCCUACAGCCUGGCAGACCUGAGCCCAUCCACCCACUACACAGCCAAGAUCCAGGCACUCAAUGGGCCCCUGAGGAGCAAUAUGAUCCAGACCAUCUUCACCACAAUUGGACUCCUGUACCCCUUCCCCAAGGACUGCUCCCAAGCAAUGCUGAAUGGAGACACGACCUCUGGCCUCUACACCAUUUAUCUGAAUGGUGAUAAGGCUCAGGCGCUGGAAGUCUUCUGUGACAUGACCUCUGAUGGGGGUGGAUGGAUUGUGUUCCUGAGACGCAAAAAUGGACGCGAGAACUUCUACCAAAACUGGAAGGCAUAUGCUGCUGGAUUUGGGGACCGCAGAGAAGAAUUCUGGCUUGGGCUGGACAACCUCAACAAAAUCACAGCCCAGGGGCAGUACGAGCUCCGGGUGGACCUGCGGGACCAUGGGGAGACAGCCUUUGCCGUCUAUGACAAGUUCAGCGUGGGAGAUGCCAAGACUCGCUACAAGCUGAAGGUGGAGGGGUACAGUGGGACAGCAGGUGACUCCAUGGCCUACCACAAUGGCAGAUCCUUCUCCACCUUUGACAAGGACACAGAUUCAGCCAUCACCAACUGUGCUCUGUCCUACAAAGGGGCUUUCUGGUACAGGAACUGUCACCGUGUCAACCUGAUGGGGAGAUAUGGGGACAAUAACCACAGUCAGGGCGUUAACUGGUUCCACUGGAAGGGCCACGAACACUCAAUCCAGUUUGCUGAGAUGAAGCUGAGACCAAGCAACUUCAGAAAUCUUGAAGGCAGGCGCAAACGGGCAUAAAUUCCAGGGACCACUGGGUGAGAGAGGAAUAAGGCCCAGAGCGAGGAAAGGAUUUUACCAAAGCAUCAAUACUACCAGCCCAACCAUCAGUCCACACCUGGGCAUUUGGUGAGAGUCAAAGCUGACCAUGGAUCCCUGGGGCCAACGGCGACAGCAUGGGCCUCACCUCCUCUGUGAUUUCUUUCUUUGCACCAAAGACAUCAGUCUCCAACAUGUUUCUGUUUUGUUGUUUGAUUCAGCAAAAAUCUUCCAGUGACAACAUCGCAAUAGUUUUUUACUUCUCUUAGGUGGCUCUGGGAAUGGGAGAGGGGUAGGAUGUACAGGGGUAGUUUGUUUUAGAACCAGCCGUAUUUUACAUGAAGCUGUAUAAUUAAUUGUCAUUAUUUUUGUUAGCAAAGAUUAAAUGUGUCAUUGGAAGCCAUCCCUUUUUUUACAUUUCAUACAACAGAAACCAGAAAAGCAAUACUGUUUCCAUUUUAAGGAUAUGAUUAAUAUUAUUAAUAUAAUAAUGAUGAUGAUGAUGAUGAAAACUAAGGAUUUUUCAUGAGAUCUUUCUUUCCAAAACAUUUCUGGACAGUACCUGAUUGUAUUUUUUUUUUUAAUAAAAGCACAAGUACUUUUGA
Gorilla gorilla gorilla (western lowland gorilla) is the source of this 8479-nucleotide messenger RNA. It is a transcript of the gene TNC, whose product is annotated as tenascin C. Gene Ontology annotation, molecular function: protein binding. Gene Ontology annotation, biological process: regulation of cell adhesion. The coding region runs from base 978 to 7856 and encodes 2292 amino acids. NCBI's taxonomy places the organism in Eukaryota, Metazoa, Chordata, Mammalia, Primates, Hominidae. Gene Ontology annotation, cellular component: perisynaptic extracellular matrix. The record is from RefSeq and is a predicted model, not a curated record. The transcript is spliced from 29 exons.